AUGAUCCAGUGUGUUACGCUACCGUGUUGGUUAGUGACUUUUGAAAACUUUAAUGUUGGAAGUGACCGAUUCGCGCCUCUGGAGCAGGACGAGCGCAGCCAUGUUGCCCCACGUGGGUUCCGAAGUGUCAGGAGUGACACCGAGCAGCAAGUGAAAGCAGCGUGUAAGUGUCCUGAAAGGCCUGUAGAAAAGAACACUCUACACCCUGGGAGGCACGUGCCGCAGGUGGCGGAGCGGCGGCCGGCGAGCGCGCGGUACGCGGCCGCGCUGGGCGCGCUGGUGGGCGCGGGCGUGGGCGAGGCGGUGGGCGCGGCGGUGGGCGUGUCGCUGGGCGCGCGCCUGGACGCCAUGUUGGGCACGUCGCGCACGCUCUCCUACCUGGCGCUCUUCGGGCGGCUGCGGCGCCGCGCGCGCCUGCUGCGCAACCGCGUGCGCCAGGAGUGGUGGCGCGCGCGCCGCCUGGGCCACUGGGGCUACGCCGGCCCGCGCCUCUGA
Molecule: messenger RNA, 495 nt
Organism: Gryllus bimaculatus (two-spotted cricket)
Lineage: Eukaryota; Metazoa; Arthropoda; Insecta; Orthoptera; Gryllidae
Source: the annotation of a GenBank genome assembly